This is a messenger RNA of Nerophis lumbriciformis (worm pipefish), 1104 nucleotides long. The record is from RefSeq and is a predicted model, not a curated record. NCBI's taxonomy places the organism in Eukaryota, Metazoa, Chordata, Actinopteri, Syngnathiformes, Syngnathidae.
AUGAACGCCUUUGGACCGCAGCAAGCUUCCAGCCAGCAGAGCAGCAGCAGCCAUCCCGCACACGACCUCCUGGACAUGGCGGUGUAUUGUGACAACUACGGCGUGUACCAGCACCAGAACCUCCACCACCUGCAUCACCCUCAAAGGCCCCCCAACCACCCCGCCGGCUACGGCCUUAGCGACUACGCCGCCCCGCCCACCAACCCCUACCUGUGGCUCAACAACUCCCCCGCCUCGCCCUACCUGCCCGCCGGCUGCGGUGGAGGAGGCGGCGGUGGCGGCGGCUCAACUUUCCUCCAGUCUCCCGGCUUCAGCUCCGGCAGCCACCGGCAGCUCCUAACGGCGCCUAGCGGGCUCGGAGGCGCCGACCUGGGCUGGCUGUCCAUCUCCAGCCAGCAGGAGCUCUUCAAGAUGGUCCGACCCCCGUACUCGUACUCCGCGUUGAUUGCCAUGGCUAUCCAGAACGCGCAGGACAAGAAGCUGACCCUGAGUCAAAUUUACCAGUACGUGGCUGAUAAUUUCCCUUUUUACAAGAAAAGCAAAGCUGGCUGGCAGAACUCCAUCCGGCACAACUUGUCCCUCAACGACUGCUUCAAGAAGGUGGCUCGAGACGAGGAUGACCCCGGUAAAGGCAACUACUGGACGCUAGACCCCAACUGCGAGAAAAUGUUCGACAACGGCAACUUUCGGCGCAAGAGAAAGCGGCGAGCCGACAUUAGCACCGUGGCUGAGAAGCCCGACUCGGACGCCCAGCACAAGCUCUCCGACACGGCCAGCCUGCUGAGCUCGUCCCCGCCAAGCCUUCGCGGUUCGCCGGCCUCCACGGAGCCCCGCUCGUCGCCGCCCAACUCGGCCGAGCACAGUCCGUGUUUCGCCGGCUUCGUAUCCGGCGUCAACACGCUGAUGGCCGGCGGACCCGAAGCCUCGUCCAGGGUCCCCGAGCGGGACUUUGGCACGGAGUUUUCCCAAACCCGUGAAGGCAUGUCCGGACUGGGCUCUUAUUCGCCCUCCAUAUUUUCCGACGGAAGAAUGAACUAUUACAACCUCAGCAAUCACUUUACUGUCAACAACCUCAUAUACAACCGGGAAGGAACUGAAGUUUAA